Messenger RNA from Periconia digitata, 2958 nucleotides. The record is from the annotation of a GenBank genome assembly. Lineage: Eukaryota; Fungi; Ascomycota; Dothideomycetes; Pleosporales; Periconiaceae.
CAUGCUGAGUGAGCACUGAGGUAAAAAUGUUCUGAAAUCUGGUGUUUGACCCUUACAGUCAAUAUUUCCUAGAGACUUGACCAUCAAACAGAGUUUCGCAAUCGCGUUGGAUUUGGCAAGCCAAGACGCUACUGCAAGCGCGUGCCCGAUGAACAGGGAUAGAUGCACGAGCCAUAUUUCCGAACAACAACUCACAUGGGUGCCUACUGCAACCUUCGCAUUUGACAUCAGCCGGCUACCCGUCAUCUUAUCUCUGUGUUUUCAAAGGCACACUUUCCAGAUGUACUCUUCGACACGGCACUCGUGAACGUUCCUCGCUCGCUCGCGAAAAGGGGGUAGCAGUCUCAGCCCCAGUCUUUGUUGCGGGUCCGGCCCUUGUUUUCUUUCAUUCUCACCGCUGUUGAACCGGGCGCGGUGAACCAACGCAGAACCUAUCCUAUGGAGAAGAGCGCUGCCUGGGGAAUUUCGUUUGCUUUUGUUUCUGGGCAUACGCGGGAUUCGCUACUCCUUAGUCUCUGUGGCUUGAGUGUUUUGCGACACCACCCAUGAGCUGAGGCGGUAUUAUAUCUACAGCCGCGCGACCUUGACAACCCCCAAAUACAGCUGUCCUUCUUGCAUCAAUAACGCUUUGGGCUGUGUGCGAAUCAAGAGCUUGGUUUCUGGAAUAUUCUUAUCCCUGGUAUCGGGUGCAUUUUAACUUUCCUGGCGUAUCCCACUCCUGGCUCCGCGUAACCAAUCAUCAACGGGUGGGGUCGAAAGUUUUCUAUCUGCCCGGACGUAGGGCGCUGUUGACUCUUUGCGGCUUCGAAAGCUGACUUGCGGCGGAGAAGAGACGGGUUACAGCAUACACUUCACACGCUAUGGACCCUUCGAGAUAUCGCAAGGCGUACGAGGCCAUGAUGCAUGCCAGUCGGCUACUCGAGAACAAGUUCAAGCCAGGUUACCACCCGGAUGGGGCGGAGGCAGAUCAAAGUUCCGGAGCAAAUGGUGCAGCGUUCCCACAAGAUGAUCCCGAUAGCAUGGAGUGGACUCCUACCGGAGCAACCACACCAACUACCGGAUGUGGGCCGCCGCCCACCGCGUCAAAACACAUGCGCCGACUGCUGCCUGAGACUCAAAACGGCGAAAAAGAGCUUGGGGAUUCAGAAGACAAUAGUGUUCUUCUGCACAAACUCCAAGAGGGCAUCAUGAUGGACCAAUGCGUCGACCAGCUUGUGCGCGAGCUGCCCGAGGUGCUCAGCUAUGAAAACUCGGCCACUUUCACGCCAUCGACAAUUGAAGUGCCCAAGGAUUUUAGUCUGCAACUGAGCAUUUCGAUAAACCAUCAUCUUGCCCAAAUUGCAGACCGAAAAGUCCUAGAGAAAUAUCGACGGCUGCUUGGACAUCAUCGGAAGGACCCGGCUAAACGUAAGGCUGUCAAGCUUGGAUUUGAUCCGAUCGAGCUCAUCAAGCGGCAAGCUGUGUCGUUCCCGCCUGAUGCGCCCGUGCGAAAAUCCACUCUCGACAACGAGAUUCAUCCCAUAUUUCGCGCGGAUAAUUUUCAAGGAUGCUCCGAUGACAUUUAUAGGGUACUCGAGCCUGCCCUACGACUCAGCACCCAACUUUUGCUUUCCCGAUCAACAGCGACUUUCUGGCACACUUUGGUCUUUGGUGAGCGGAAGCCUUGCGAAGCGACGUCAGAAGCUUAUAGACAACCAUGUUACCGCAUCCGCAAAGACGUAGCAUGGUCGGAAGACAACGCCACUUCCUUCCGCAAUUUCAUAGAUCGCCAAAUCGACACCGUGCAUUUUGUGUUCCACCGCCACCCACUUCCCGAUCCCGCCUACGCAUCCAUGGGCUUAGUUCGCGAUUUCAAGACCGGUCUGAUCCGAAAAAUGGACCAGAAAUGCCACACAAGCAGAAUAUGCCUGCACUCCGACUUUUAUACCACCGCCAAGAAGCUGAGCUUAUUACAAUACCCUGACCCUGCCAUGGUUCUUCGCUUCAAUCUCUUCUUAGCCGUCUGCCUUGCGCACGAGAUGGCACACUUCAUCGAAGUUUCGGGACCUCACCAUGAACACCCCCUUGGCGAGCCUGAAGUCUUCUUUAACGACAACACAUGGACCGAAUCUGGCAUCGCUUUCGAGCUCAAGAUCUUCGGUGGCCGCCUUCACCCCAUCUCCUCCCGUGUUGACUGCGGACUUGGGCUUGCCGUUCUGAGCUAUCCUCUCCGAGAACUCUACGACAAGGAAGACAAUGUCCUAUACACGCUACCCAUGGACUACGUUACCAAUAUUCAACAAAAAGAAACGUGGGACCAAGACUUCUCCUCUUUACCGAUCGACCUUUUUCAUGUCCCCCGCACAGGGUGUCGCUCCAUUGAAAUCAACGGCACGAACCUCAUGGUGUGGGAGGAUGAGAAAGAUGCUGAUAUCUCAGAUCAUAUCGAUGGCAGAGACACGACAUUCCACCGUAUGGACGACGGACAGAUCGUGAAAAACCCAAACUCGAACAAUCGUAAACCACAACGGCAACCCGAAGUUCGGCGCUGGAGUCCUUACGGGCACAAACGGACGAAGACGGCGGACACUGAUUCCGUAGCUGAACCUGCUGCUACUGGUGGCGACACAGGGAAAGCGGUGCAACCACCCGAAACCCCGGAGACAUCAGAACAAGGACAUGAGACAGGUGUUGAGGGUAAGAAGGUACGCGAAGACGAUGAGAUGACGGAGGAGCAAGUGUCAGAUGGUUAGAUCGUUUCAUUUUUCGCAUUUCGGAGUAUCAAAAGCGUACAAGCGCGGUGUGGAGGUGUUUGCAAGUAAGAGGAGGAUUAAUAAUGUAUCUUGCAUUUUACAGUGGCGUCUGUUGGCAUCUUCUUCUCACUUGGUAGAUCAUCAUCACAUGGUUCUACACCCUCUUUUGCAUAGCAUUGUUGGUCCCAAGGAUCGGUUUGUGGGUUAGGAUCUGUUGUAGCGAUUU